Messenger RNA from Hermetia illucens (black soldier fly), 1698 nucleotides. RefSeq lists its product as uncharacterized. The record is from RefSeq and is a predicted model, not a curated record. The coding region runs from base 110 to 1627 and encodes 505 amino acids. NCBI's taxonomy places the organism in Eukaryota, Metazoa, Arthropoda, Insecta, Diptera, Stratiomyidae. The transcript is spliced from 4 exons.
CAAAAGGAUAGAGAGCGUAAUUUGAUAUGUCAUAUUGAAUUUCAAUGUGUAUAUUUUAUCUUUCUAGAAGUUUAUCUUUUAAUUUGCUAAUUCAAAGCAGGCAUUCAGCAUGAAAGAAGAAUUAUCUAUUUCGAACAGGCAUCGUGAUUCUAAUACUGCUGCCAACAUCCUAGACAAGGAGUUGAAAAAUCUAAGAAAAUUCAAAAAAGUUGCUCCUGAGAGCAUAAUUUACCGCGUGAAGAACUUCGAAAAAUAUUGCAAAAUUAUAGACAACAUCCUUUAUAAAUUAUUGGACCACACAAAUAUACUACUUUGCUUCCGGCAGAUGCUUAUCAGAAAAGACCCUUUGGUGGCGGACUUCCCCCAGAAAGCGGUUGAAACAUUAUCAGCUUUUCUUCGGGACGAUACCUUCAACUACGGCUCCUCCCACUCAACGGUGCGGCCCGCCAGACUUGACAUACCUUUUCCAGAGAUUUCUAUGGAAAUGGUUCAUAUUGUGGAAUAUAUAAACGCAAAUAGGUUGAUGUGCCACCUUUCCAAAUUUAGUACUGAGUUUUCACCUAUUGAAAUCCAGUACAUUGAUUACGUGAAGCGUCUGAAAAAGAUAUAUUAUGAUCGCCUCAAUGUAUAUACUAAUCAAAUAUACUUCUCAACAGAAUAUUUUCGUAAUUUGAAGUUCGCAAAUGAGAACUAUCAAGCAAGGAUAAGGGAAUUGCAAUUCGACCUCCGUUUGUCUACGAUAAGUUUCGAAAAUGCUAAAAUAAACCAUGAUGAAAAGUUGAAGCUAUUUUUGUAUAAGGAAAUGAUAGCUGAAGGGGUGUACGGCGCCAAGCUUCAAGAGAAACGCUAUGGUACGACUCCGCAGAUUGCCAAACUUACUAAAACAUUGAAUGAAGAUCGCACUACCCGUGAACAGUCUCUCGAAAAUUUAAAAAACUUAUACGAGAGUACAGUAGAAAAGGAUCAAAAAAGGUGUAAACUAUUCGCCGACACGCGCUACAAGCGUGAAGUUGCCGUUUUGGCAAUGAUUGAAAAAUAUGAUCGCGAUUAUGGUAGUGAAUACAAACGUCUGGAAGCGCUCACCGAAAAAUACAACCAGCUUACAAAAAAAUCAGAAAAAUUAGAUGAAGAUCUGUCAGCACUUAUGAAGAAGAAUUUAUUUAUUUACGCGGACAUUGAGGCUCAAAAACAGCAUUUUAUUGUUCGUCGAAAUAAUCGGGUAGCAAUUGUUAUUCAAAGAUGGUGGCGAAAUAUAUUGAAACGUAGGUUCCGAGGAUUAAGUGCAAAUUUAAAGUCCCAACAAAGACUAUCGCGUCCUUCUGGGCAAAAAUCCCGAAAAGGUACUAUGACAUCUGCUAGAGGAACAAAAACCUUUCGUGGAGCUCGAAAAUCAGAUAGAAAAGUGACCACCAGCUCUGAAGAGAUAUCAUUGCUGUCUGAAACUCAAACUGGCGAAGAGCGCUCGCGUUUGAACUCUAGUUCAAGCGAAGAUGAAACAAAAUCAGCCUCCACCAAGAAACUGCAACCAGAGAUUAAUCUGGAAGAAAUUGUUUCGACAGCUGAGUUGCCCAGUAAAAAAGUGAAACGGAGCAAAACAAAACCCAAGAAAAAUAAACCAAGAAAUUAGUGAAAGGCUCAAACUAUUCUAUAGUAUUAAACAGCCCCGUAUGUUGAAAUAGAACCCGAGAUAAUAAAUUU